GAUAGUUGGCAAGUCGCCUACGUCUGGGCCUUUAUCGUCAAGUUCAACCUCAAAGACCGCAUAAAGCGCCUAGAGUGCUUGGAAGACUUUGAGCAGUCCCUCAUGGAACCUGUCGCGAAUCGCCCUGAUGACAUUCUGGAGGGUAUCCUCAUUCGCUUCCUAGGAAACCUGAAGCCUGGCUUGCGCAAUCUCGACCCUACAAAUAUCCAACAUCACCUCUCCAAUCACAUCUCGGACCAACUCCUCGGUCCUAGCGAAUUCACAGUCUGGGACCGUCCUUGGGCGCCCAACGAGGAAGCCCGAGCCUCGUGCUGUACCCAAGCAUCAGACCGGACCGAGCUUGGCCGACUGCGAUAUGCGGGCGAGCCACCGGCUGAGCGGGUGUCGCGGAACCCACUGGUCAAGGCCGCGGAGCGCGGAGGGGGGUUGUUUGAGAUGGAUUGGAGAGAACGCGCGGGUCUGUUAAGGCAGUUGGUGGAUUGGCAAUUGACUCACUCGGAGCAUAUCCGGGCCAUCAUCAACAAGGAGAACCACGCGCCGCUACCAAAAGGAGUGACCGUACCCGAGUCGCAGGCUAAAGUCGGGAUCGAGCCGAUCGGGAUGGACCGCAAUAAGCAGCGUAUCUGGGUAUUCGACAACUCUGGAAGGAUAUACAAAUCCGGCAAUCCCUUCAAGCGCCCGUGCCCCAUCUUUGCCAUCUCAUCCAACAAGACCGAGAUGCAGGCGCAGAUCGACCUCUGGGCCGCACAUGGCAACUCGCCCAAGCCGGAAGUAGGGCCCAAGGGGAAAAAGGCCGAGGUGGUCGCUGCGAAAAAGGCGGCCAAGGGGAUUGAGGAUGAGAAGAAGUUGGCCGAGGUGGUCGGUGGUCUCAUGGAGGCUGUGGAGAAGGAGGAUGCUCGGAUAGCGAGGGCGAGAAAGAAGAUUGCGGAUCAGGCGAAAAUCUUUGAGCAGGCCGAAUUCCGGUCGACGAGGACGAGGCGGACGACUCGGAAGAUUGAUUAUUCGUAUGACGGGGAUGAGGUCAACGAGGAAGAGUACGAGCAGCCCCGCCGGACUUCCCGUCGAGGAGAACCGAGCGCAGCUGCCGCACCGAGCAAACCCCUGAUCCCCGGCGAACGCACAUCAGCACGACUUCGACGGAACAAUAACGAUGAAGCCGCGUCAGUCUCGCACACGGGAGACGGAGGGAGCAGUCCGCCCAUCGAGUCCAGGCAGACCAGCCCGGUCGAAGCGGGGGACGAGGAAGAAGCGAGGGGGGCUAAGAGGCAGAAGAUGGAGAAUGGGAGUGAGGGCAGGGAUGACGAAGCAGAUGGUAACAGAGCGGGAAUGAACGGGCACGGAAAAGAGGGGAGGAAUGGGAAUGCGAACGAGGAUGUGGAUCAGCGGAGUGAAGGGAUGGAAGGGAUAGAGGCGUAG
This is a messenger RNA of Dioszegia hungarica, 1416 nucleotides long. RefSeq lists its product as uncharacterized. The record is from RefSeq and is a predicted model, not a curated record. The annotation marks the transcript as partial. Lineage: Eukaryota; Fungi; Basidiomycota; Tremellomycetes; Tremellales; Bulleribasidiaceae. The transcript is spliced from 7 exons.